Molecule: messenger RNA, 1404 nt
Organism: Limanda limanda (common dab)
Lineage: Eukaryota; Metazoa; Chordata; Actinopteri; Pleuronectiformes; Pleuronectidae
Gene: adora2ab
Product: adenosine A2a receptor b
Exons: 4
Coding region: 1-1404 (467 amino acids)
Biological process (GO): adenylate cyclase-activating G protein-coupled receptor signaling pathway; G protein-coupled adenosine receptor signaling pathway
Cellular component (GO): membrane
Molecular function (GO): G protein-coupled adenosine receptor activity
Source: RefSeq, a predicted model, not a curated record
AUGCUGAAGACUGACCAGCUGGUCUACAUUGUCCUGGAGCUGGUGAUCGCCUGCCUGGCUGUGGCUGGAAACAUCCUGGUGUGCUGGGCCGUCUGCCUCAACUCCAACCUGCAGACUAUCACCAACUUCUUUUUGGUGUCACUGGCUGUGGCUGAUAUCGCUGUAGGGCUGCUGGCAAUUCCCUUCGCCAUCAGCAUCAGUACCGGCUUCUGUGCAAACUUCUACGGCUGCUUGUUCAUCGCCUGCUUCGUGCUCGUGCUCACCCAGAGCUCCAUCUUCAGCCUUCUGGCCAUCGCUGUGGACCGCUGCAUCGCCAUCAAGAACCCACUCAGGUACAACAGCCUGGUGACAGGGCAGAGGGCGAAGGGCAUCAUCACCCUGUGCUGGGUCCUCUCCGUGGGCAUCGGCCUGACUCCAAUGCUGGGCUGGAACACAGGUUCGGACUCCAAAGCCGCCGGCAGAACAAACAGCAGCUGCCCAAACAGCCUGUGCGAGUGUCUGUUCGAAGGAGUGGUCACCAUGGACUACAUGGUCUAUUUCAACUUCUUCUGCUGUGUGCUGGUGCCUCUGCUGGUCAUGCUGGUCAUAUAUGCCAACAUCUUCCUGGCGGCGCAGCACCAGCUCAGAAUGAUUGGUUUCAAAGCUUCGCACAUGCCCGCUCUUGCAGUGAUAACCUCAGCAGCUUCCAGCUCACCUCGCUCCACCCUGCAGAAGGAGGUGCAUGCCGCCAAGUCACUGUCCAUCAUUGUGGGGAUGUUUGCCUUUUGCUGGCUUCCAGUGCACAUCAUCAACUGUUUCAACCACAUGUGUCCCGACUGCGAACGCCCACACAUCUGGGUGAUGAACAUCGCCAUCAUCCUCUCCCAUGCUAACUCCGUCAUGAAUCCCUUCAUCUAUGCCUAUCGCAUUCGGGAGUUCAGGGAGACCUUCCGGAGGAUCCUGUCCCAGCACAUCCUGGGGCAUGGGGAUAUGCAUGGGCUCGGCGAUGGCAGAGGUGCUGGUAGCAGCAGGAGCAGCAUCGUCAGGACUUCUUCCUCUUCCCGCACCAGUAAAGAGUCAUCGUGUGGCACUGUAGUAAACAGUUACAUCGUAGACCCUGGUUCAAAGCAAACCAUAGCUAACCAGGAGACCUCUUGCCACUGGACCGCAAAGUUAGACUCUGCACCAGGUGGCCAAACACCCAACUUUCACCAAAUAAGAAGCAGUUCACUUACACAGCAGUUGCCGUGCAUCAUGGGAUUUGCUGCGCAGGAAGGAAAAGAGUCAGACACAUAUUUUGGGGGAACAACAGAUGCUUCGGAACUGAAAAACAAUGGCAGUGGUAUUACUUUUGUGAAUGUUCAUGCCGGCUUCUUAAAACAGACGGACUGCACCUGCUCUGCAGAGCUUACACAAGUCUCAUGA